GUGAUGGAGGAAGGACCAGGUCUAGACCUGAUUAAACUCACCACAGAUAAACUCUCCAGCGAUGCCGUGUCGGGGUCGGUGACGUCGUCCUCCUGCGGAGCCGUUUCUUUAUUUAUCGGAACAACCAGAGACCAUUUCGAGGGAAAGAAGGUCAUUCAGCUGGAGUAUGAAGCCUAUGUGCCCAUGGCAGAGUCGGAGAUGAGGAAGAUCUGUGCUGAGGUGAGGAGAAGAUGGCCAACGGUCCGACACAUCUGCAUCCAUCACAGACUCGGCGUGGUUCCUGUUACUGAGGCCAGUGUGAUCAUAGGAGUCUCGUCUCCUCACCGCACAGAAUCUCUUGAGGCAGUGAAGUACGGAAUCAACGCUCUCAAAUCCACCGUCCCAAUCUGGAAAAAGGAGAUCUAUGAAUCCGAGGAGCCAUGCUGGAAAGAGAACAGCGAGUGUCUGUGGACAGGAAGUCGUUCCGAGGGGAAAACAAGUUGACCUUCAGACCUUUGUAAAAAAGCUUCGGGGCUUUUAUCCCUGAAUUGGGUCAUGAACUUACAGAUUUUGAUUGAGACAUGUGGCUUCUUUCAUUUGUAAUAGUUGAGCAAAUGACAACAAUAUUUGUGUAUUUAAGAGACGGUUAAAAUCUAAACUAUCUGAUCAGGGUCAGAACUGGAAAUGAGCAUUUGUGGAUAUAAUUUUGUAUUUGAUUGUAUAAAAUUUUAAAUGUAAAGCAGAAUGUAUAUAUGUGUAGCUUUUUAAUCUAUUUUCUCAAAAAAUGAUCAGCUGUCUGCAGAUUUGAAGUAAUAAAACACUGUAGUUAUUUCACUUAGUUAUUCCCCUAGUGGUCAUUUAUAGUAACUACAACCAAUAAAAUGGAAACUACAGGAUUAAAAAAUAUGAAAAAAAGAAUCCUAUUGGUGAAAUUUCAGCUAUUAAAAAGAAUCAUACAAACAUCAAAA
Molecule: messenger RNA, 947 nt
Organism: Silurus meridionalis
Lineage: Eukaryota; Metazoa; Chordata; Actinopteri; Siluriformes; Siluridae
Product: molybdopterin synthase catalytic subunit
Exons: 4
Coding region: 4-483 (159 amino acids)
Biological process (GO): Mo-molybdopterin cofactor biosynthetic process
Cellular component (GO): cytosol
Molecular function (GO): molybdopterin synthase activity
Source: RefSeq, a predicted model, not a curated record